AUGGGUUGGAGAGAAGAAUUACAAUCGAUUGUAAAAGAUAGUAAACUAUCGGUACACAGAUUGAAAUCAUUGUCUACAUCACUGGUUGAUCAUUGUAAACAAAAUGAAAAGGUAACCUAUUUUAUAGAUUACUAUAUCAAAUCGAUAGAGUCAACGAUUAGGUAUUGUCAAAAUGAACAUAUAUUAAAUGCAUUGUAUGCUGUUGAUUUGUUUAUGAAGGAUUUAUCUCAUAGUAAGAAUGGGUAUGUACAAUAUAUCUAUCUAUCUACUCUUAAAGUCUUGUCAGAACUAAUAUUAAUCUUUUUACUUUUUGGUUAUAGUGAUACUAUUGACAAGUUUAAAGACAAGGUAACAGAGUUUUUGGAACUACACGAGAAAAAGAUAAUGACUAUGAUUCCAGAGGAACAAUGUCCAAAAUUCAUUAAAUUAUUAGAGAUAUGGUCAAAUAAAGAAUAUUAUGAUCAAACAUUAAUAAGACAAUGGUUAAAUAGAAUGAAAAGAGAAAUGGCAAUGGCAAUGAUGGAUGAUGACAAACAAUCAACAUCGAGUAUUAUAACAACUACCUCGACAUCAUCAACAUCAUCAAAUGAUAAACUAUUAUCAAAAAGAAAACAUGAUUUGUUAGACGAUGCAAUGGGAAUAUUAAUGGAUAUAGAUAGUGAUUUUGUAAAUAAUAUUGGUAAUGGAUAUACUACUACAAAAAGAAAUAGUAGUAGUGAUGAAGAUGAUGGUAUGCAUAUAGAUAAAAAGAAAAAGAUGUUUUCUUUUAAUAUUGCUAUGCUUCCAAAGGUAUCAUUACUCGAUCUACCAAAUGAAUUAUUAUUUAAUAUUAUAUCAAAUCUUGGUAUUCCAGAUUUAAUUCGAACUUCAUAUGUUUCAAGAUUUUUAAAUAGGUUUAUUGUUUAUUGUCCAUUUUGGAAAGAUAUGUCAUUUGAAUUUGUAAAUAAUUUUUCAGAGUUUCAAGUUGGUAGGAUUCUAACAUCACACGGAUCACAAGUAACAACAUUGAAUUUUAAUUUUAGUUGGGUUGUGAAUCGAGAUGUCAUUCGAAAACUUGCAGCCCAUUGUACAACUUUGACAUCAUUGUCAUUGGAAAAGUGUUCGUUGGAAGAGAGGGAUAUAAAGUUGGCACUGUCUGCACCGAGUCUCAAACAUCUAAAUAUAGCUCAAAACAAUAAUCUUGGUCCCAACCUAAUGGUAGACAUCCUCAGUCGUAAUUUAGAGCGUGUCUCUGUGGCAUGUUCACACCAACUUAUAUACGGACUACUCGGAUUGAGUAUCUACAAAAAGAUCAAACCAUCUUUAAAACAUCUAAACAUUGACUGUUAUUGCAAGAAUAUCAUACAUCAAGAAAACUACCAAACAGCCAUCCAAGACUUGGUAGAAACAAAUUGUAAUACAUUGGAAAAGUUGAUAGUACACCAAUAUUUAAAUAAUGUCCAAAUCCCUCCCAAUUCAAUACUUCGAGUUAAAGCUUUAAAUCUUUGGACCAUUGUAAAAACAAAUGAUAUAGUUUCUCUUAGAGAUAAAUUAAAAUCAAUAUCAUUAAAAUCAUUAAACAAAAGAUAUUUAAAUGGUAAUACAGCAUUGUUUAAAGCAUCAGAAGAUUCUAAAAUCUAUAUAGUUAGUUUAUUAUUAGAGGCUGGUGCAAAUAGUGAAAUUAAUAAUUUCUAUGGAUUAUCACCAAUACUUGCAUCACCAAAUGUUCAAACAGCUAAAAUAUGGAUUAGACAUGGUAUUCAACCUCCAUCUCAAUAUGAAAAGGAUUUCCUUUUGGCUGUACCAAUACUAGAGAAAUAUUUUCAAUUUUUGAGACCAAGUAAGGAUAAUCUUCAUCCAACUAUUGUCCAACCAGCUGCCAACGAAGAGUUUAAUACACUAUUAAAGGUAUUGGCAGGAAUUCGAGAAGGUCAAUCAAGUGAAAUUUUACAACAAAUUAAAAUACUUGUAUCUUCAUUCCUUAAAUCACCUUUAUUCUUUAAAAAUUUUUUACAAACACAUCGAAAUAGUAGAAGUAUUGUUGCAUGUACCAUUGGUGACGAUGAUUUCUUUCAUUCUGCAAUCAUGCCCCAUUUAAAAGUAUUCCAACAAAAAAGAGUAUUAUUGGAUAUUUUAGAAACUCUCUAG
Molecule: messenger RNA, 2127 nt
Organism: Cavenderia fasciculata
Lineage: Eukaryota; Evosea; Eumycetozoa; Acytosteliales; Cavenderiaceae
Exons: 8
Coding region: 1-2127 (708 amino acids)
Molecular function (GO): protein binding
Source: RefSeq, a predicted model, not a curated record